AUGGCAAGUGCGAUGCAGGCGGCGCGGGCUGAGGUGCAGGUGGCGCCCGUCAACUCGGCUACGGUGCGGCGCAAGUGGCGGCGUGAGGCGGCCAAGACGGCGGCGGCGGUGGAGGAGGCGCUGGCCGACGACGGCGGGGGCGGGGUGGCAGCUGCGGCGGGAGUGCUCGACGAGGCCGAGGCCCGCGGCGCGUGGUACGAGAACGAGCUGCUCGAGUCUGCAGCACUGGCCAAGUACCGGGCGAUGCGGCAGCGGUACGGGGCGUCGUGAUGUGCGAGCCAGCAAAGUUGAGCGUUUACGCGACGAUGCCGCGGGUGGCAAGGUCCGAGGUGACUGAGUGUGCGAGGGUGGCGGUGGGUGCGGCGCCGUUGACCUUAAGCACCGCGGCCGAGUUGGCAAGGGCGGCGAAGAGGGCCGGGAGCGCGGCGUGGUACUUGCGGAGCUGGGCGGCGUCAAAGGGCUCGGACGAGCGGAGCGCGGUAGCGGCGGCAGCCUUAGCGCGGACGUCGUCAUCGGAGAGCUGGACGACG
This is a messenger RNA of Thecamonas trahens ATCC 50062, 530 nucleotides long. RefSeq lists its product as uncharacterized. NCBI's taxonomy places the organism in Eukaryota, Apusomonadida, Apusomonadidae. The transcript has 2 exons. Bases 1 to 270 code for a protein of 89 amino acids. The record is from RefSeq and is a predicted model, not a curated record.